AUGCUCUUCAGUACAACUCUGUCUUUGACUUUGCAGCUUUGUUGAGGCUUUUCUUUCUCUCUUUAUUUACUUUCCACAUCUCAGCACAGACCAUCAUGGAAGCUGCCAUCUGCACCCUCGUCACCCAGUUCAAGAAUUAUGCUGGGAAAGAUGGGUCCUCCAGCACCCUCAGUAAGGAUGAAUUCCAUAACCUGGUGACCUCCCAGCUACCCAACUAUGUCAAGAACGCCAGUGAUCCCGGGGCGAUCGAGCAGCUCAUGGGCUCACUGGACGAAAACAACGACGGGGAGCUGACUUUCUCCGAGUUCUGGCAGCUGAUCGGAAAACUGGCGAGCAAACAGGGAGGCUUCAGUCAGUAGAGCUCGCCAUCCUCUGUCAGUUGUGGCUUUGAGCAGAUUGUUGCAACACCAAUCAACUCAAUUUAAGCUGUCCAAAUUCAAACUCAAAGGCAUUCACAUCCUUUUAUCACUCCACCAGUCCCACAUGUGUAACUCUUUAGUUAACCAUUUGUUGAAUGCAGGGAACUUUUGAAUUAAAGGCUUCAUUGUCUUCAGCCCUCAGCAACCAACACUC
Molecule: messenger RNA, 573 nt
Organism: Morone saxatilis (striped sea-bass)
Lineage: Eukaryota; Metazoa; Chordata; Actinopteri; Moronidae
Gene: s100a11
Product: S100 calcium binding protein A11
Exons: 2
Coding region: 96-359 (87 amino acids)
Cellular component (GO): perinuclear region of cytoplasm
Molecular function (GO): calcium ion binding; transition metal ion binding
Source: RefSeq, a predicted model, not a curated record